Molecule: messenger RNA, 3556 nt
Organism: Zootoca vivipara (common lizard)
Lineage: Eukaryota; Metazoa; Chordata; Lepidosauria; Squamata; Lacertidae
Source: RefSeq, a predicted model, not a curated record
AGGAGGGGCCACAGUGGGAAUGUGGGCGGGGCUACGUGGCCUGCUCCGGCUCCCGGCGCGAAGCUCCAGAGGUGCGUGGGGAGUGCGCGCCUGUGGCUGCCUCCUCCGCGCCUCCCAGCUUUUCCGAGGAGGCGGCCCCAGGCUCCGGCUCCCGGCGCGAAGCUCCAGAGGCGCGCAGGGAGCGUAAGCCUGGGGCCGCCACACUGCGCCCCUCAGGCUUUUGCUUCUAGAGGGGGGGCAACUGCCCCCCGCCCCCUGCCUACGCCCAUGUUCAGGCACAAUAUUUGUAACACUGUAACAAUUUUAGGCAAUAUAAACCAAAAACGGAUACAUUUAAUACACUUAGUCCAUUAUCUGAACAGCAGGAGGGCGCUCAGUCGACCAUGCAAAGGCUGAGCUGAGUGCUUGCAGUUUGCAGGCAGCUUGCAGCAGGCUGUAGAUUCCGUCCUAUAGAGGACGCUGUUUGGUAACCUCUAUUGGCUAGCUGUCAGAAUCUAGCGUUUCAAAAAUACAUACUGUAGUUCAUUAAUAAGUUCCAUUCAUAAAAUACAGAGUCCGUUUACAUGGAGACACAGAGACAGUGUUUUCUUGUAUUUACAAAGGUGUGUGUGUGUUGCGUGUGUGCGACUGAUGGGGAGAUGGGUUUGGGCUCAUCUCCCGGGGCUUGAGGGGAAGGGGGAAACCAAUCUUAAAGAUGUGCCCCCCGUCAUUUCCAUAACAAAGGUUUUUGCGAAUUGUGAGUAGCUACUAUACUAACGUGGGUGGCGCUGUGGGUUAAACCACUGAGCCUAGGGCUUGCCGAUCAGAAGGUCGGCGGUUCGAAUCCCUGUGACAGGGUGAGCUCCCGUUGCUCGGUCCCUGCUCCUGCCAACCUAGCAAUUCGAAAGCACGUCAAAGUGCAAGUAGAUAAAUAGGUACCACACCGGCGGGACGGUAAAUGGCGUUUCUGUGUGCUGCUCUGGUUCACCAGAAGUGGCUUAGUCAUGCAAAGGGAUGCCAAACCCCAAGAAGUCAACAAACCAGCAUUUGCCAUCUGCAGGAGACAGUGUUGUUGCAGAGAACUGUUUCCAGGUCUUUUUCUUCAACACCAAGGUUGGAAAAGAGGAGACAAGCCUUUGUCUCACCAGCUUUCUGUAUAUGCUAAGGAGAAUGUUGCCUUGCAAACUGCACACAGCAGUUUGUGUUCAGCCAAGGGAAAAUCAUCUUUCCCUCAACUUAAACUAUUCCCAAGGCUUGAGGAUAUGUUUAAAGUACAAGCAGUUUCUUGGAACACCCCCAACUUUGAAGUCUUUAUUCUAGAGAUUGAAAAGGCAGUGAACACCAAUGGUAUGGGCUGAAACCACCAGGAUGAGCAAGGGAUGUUCCACUUGUGCUUGAAAGCAAGAGUGUGGACUCUCCUUCAUUGGAGGUUUUUUCAUAAGAGGCUCUCAGCAAAGGCUUUUGAACCGCCAGUGCUGAUCGGCGAGGAAUCCUCGAGCUCUGAUCAGCUUACAUGGGGGUGUGAGAACUCGGCUGCGCCCCAAAGUGACUCCUCUGCUCCCCGGCAAGCUCUUUUUAAGAGCUCCAAGAGAGAGCUCGGAGCAACAUGGCUACCUACCUGUAACCGGAAAAAUUGUUUCCCCCUUUUCUCUUUAGACAAACAAUUGAAGUACAUUGUUGCAAUAAAUACGGUACAAAUUAAUUAAAGCAAAUAAAUAAAUAAAUAAAUAAAUAAUAUUUUGUUGUUGAAAGUUAAGAACAUAGUAAAAUCCUCUAUUUUACCCUUCAAAAUAUGUCAAGCCUAUAAUAUGUGACAUUCCCUUUAAUAGGCGGAGUGGCGAAGUUCGCAUCACGUGCUUAGCCCCGCCCAAUCGCCGGAUGUGGGGAAGGGCCGGAAGGAUGCAGCAAGUGUGUAGGGGGAGAGAGAGACUUCCCGCAAGUGCGAUGUCCGUCAUCGGUCGCCGCCCCCGAGCACGUGAUGUGGCGUCAAGGAUGCACUCUCUGAAGCCGGGAGGCCCACGGGCAGCUAUCAAUGACGCAUGGUCGCGGCUCGCUCACUGAUUAGCGGGCCGCGGCUAAAGUGUUGAAGGGGAAGGCGAGAGGUGGAGGCGGCAGCGAGCAGCAGCGCUGUGCGCUGCCCCUCCCCCGCGCCCCAUCUUAUUCCUCAAGGCGUGCGCGAGGCGGCGGCGCGUGGCAUCGGCGUCCCCCUCCCAUCUGCGCCGUUUUCUCCCCUCCUCCUUCCUUUUCCACGCUUCCCCCUUUUCUGCUCCCUUCUAGGUCAAGGCCAUGACCGACUUCAAGCUGGGUAUCGUGCGGCUCGGUCGGGUGGCUGGCAAGGUGCGCUCGGGGCCCAUAUGGGGUGACGAAGUGGAGGAAAUGGACCUGCGUGUCUGUAUGCGACAAAGUACACACUGAUAGAUGAGCAAGACAUUCCACUUGUGGAGAGUUACACUUUUGAGGUUCGAAUGGAGGUUGACGCAGAUGGAAAUGGCGCUAGAAUAUUUGCCUUUGCAUUUGACAAAAACCGAGGAAGGGGGUUUGGAUGCCUGCUGCACGAGUUACUGUGGGAGAGACAUCGUGGGGGCAUUGCCCCAGGUUUUCAGGUCGUGCAUUUGAAUGCAGUGACAGUGGACAAUCGUCUAGACAACCUGCGAUUGGUUCCAUGGGGAUGGAGACUCAAAGCUGAAGAAAUCUCUAGUAAACAAAGAGAGCAAAGCUUAUACUGGCUGGCGAUCCAGCAGCUUCCCACAGACCCCAUAGAGGAACAGUUUCCGGUGCUGAAUAUGACGCGCUAUUAUAAUGCUAAUGGGGAUGUUGUGGAAGAAGAGGAGAGUUCAUGCACAUACUACGAAUGUCACUAUCCUCCCUGCACAGUGAUUGAGAAACAGUUACGAGAAUUUAACAUCUGUGGGCGGUGCCAGGUUGCACGAUACUGUGGUUCGCAGUGCCAGCAGAAAGACUGGCCGGCCCACAAGAAGCACUGUCGGGAGAAGAAGCGAGUCUUCCAGCAAGAGCUUGAACCAGAACGAUGACCAGCUGGUCGAGGCCUUAUGCCACCUUCCCAGAAGGUCAAGGAGGAGGUGCCCACUUUGCACGGACUGCUUGGAUUGCUUACUUGAAGCCAGAGGCACUGAGAAAGAGAAGUGUUUUUUUAAAAAGAAAGAAAGAAAGAAAGAAAACAAAGCAAUCCCUGUGAUGCUUGAGGAAAGGAACUGACUCUCCCAUAUUAAUGUCAAAAAAGAGAGAAAAUGUGUGAAGCAAAAAAAAAGACUACUGCGGAAGGUCUCCUGCUUGGAACCUUCCUGUUAUUUAUAUGUUAAUAUGUUUGUAAAGUUGUGUACAGAGGGGGUUUUUGUUAGCAGUUCUCUUAUAUAGGGCUUGUGUACUGUAACAUUCAAGUGAGAACACAUUGUUGGUUGAAAUAACUGUCCUGUAGCAAAAAGAGAUACAAAAAAAGAAGCUUUUCCUCACCCUGUGGCUAGGAGAAGACCUGGGCAGCUAACUCAGGACAUCAGCAGUUAAACCUGAACAACUCUGCAUGGAAAGUUGUGUUUUCAAGUAAAGGAUUGGAAUGGCU